AAAAAUGAGACGGGAGUUUUAAACUCUGAGGACUCAUCAUGGAACACUCAGAAGGACAUCACUUCAGCUCAGUGGAAGAGGAAACCAGAUACUGGAAAGAGCUGGCUAUGAAAUACAAGCAGUGUGCUGAGAGUACACAGGAGGAAUUGCGUGAAUUCCAAGAAGGGAGUCGAGAGUAUGAAGCUGAACUGGAGGCUCAGCUGCAGCAAACAGAGUCCAGAAACAGAGACCUUCUGUUAGAAAACAAUCGUCUGCGAAUGGAGCUGGAGUCAGUUAAGGAAAAGAUUGAAAUGCAGCAUUCAGAAGGAUACAGGCAAAUCUCUGCACUGGAAGAUGACUUGGCACAGACAAAAGCUAUUAAAGAUGAACUUCAGAAAUACAUUCGAGAACUUGAGCAAGCAAAUGAUGACUUGGAAAGAGCAAAAAGAGCCACUAUAAUGUCUCUGGAGGAUUUUGAACAGCGUUUAAACCAGGCUAUUGAAAGAAAUGCUUUUCUGGAGAGUGAGCUGGAUGAGAAAGAAAACCUUCUGGAGUCCGUGCAGCGCCUGAAAGAUGAAGCUAGAGAUCUACGACAGGAGCUUGCGGUGCAGCAGAAACAGGAGAAACUCAAAACACCAAUGCGAACUACCCUGGAAACGGAAAGAACAGACACUGCAGUUCAGGCGUCCUUAUCUGUGCCUUCAACUCCCUCGGUGCACCGGACACCCAACAUCAACAUACCCACCCCUGCAACAUAUAGGAGAGGUCUUGAGGACAGUUACGGUGCAACCCCUCUCACACCUGCUGCAAGAAUAUCUGCACUUAACAUCGUGGGAGACUUGCUGCGAAAAGUGGGGGCUUUGGAGUCCAAACUUGCAUCUUGCCGAAACUUUGUGUAUGACCAGUCUCCAGACAGAACCGCGGUGUCCAUGUACAUGAACAGAGAUGUCCUUGAAACGCGCCUGAACCUGCUGGAGAGCAGCUCUGUGGAGAGAGACCUGGUGAAACGUCUGGAGUUUGGAACACGGCCUUCAAAUAUUCCGGGACCAAUGAGUCAUCCCUCGCGAAGUGUUGUCAAGAUGCUGCUAUGA
Molecule: messenger RNA, 1070 nt
Organism: Opisthocomus hoazin
Lineage: Eukaryota; Metazoa; Chordata; Aves; Opisthocomiformes; Opisthocomidae
Source: RefSeq, a predicted model, not a curated record